This is a messenger RNA of Closterium sp. Yama58-4, 4392 nucleotides long. NCBI's taxonomy places the organism in Eukaryota, Viridiplantae, Streptophyta, Zygnematophyceae, Desmidiales, Closteriaceae. The record is from the annotation of a GenBank genome assembly.
AUGACCAGCACCUAUUUUUUCCUACAGCUCACUGCCAAGGAGGAUAUUUCGCUGUACGAUCAUGCCCUCGGUCACGCUACUGCCCCUCCUACCACUGCAGACAGCACUCAGCGCUCACAGUGGCAGACUCGUGACGCCCACGCUCGCUUCGCUAUUCGCAACUCCCUACCGAUAGAUGAGCGCGAGCAUUUUGGCCAGCACAAGACUGCUAAGGACCUGUACACUGCUGUAGUUGCUCGUUACUCCUCACCUGCUUCUGCCACACUAGGCCGCCUCACCCUCCCCUACCUGUUCCCCGACCUGGCCUCCUUUCAGACAGUUGCUGACCUCAUCACCCACCUCAAGACUAGUGAGGCCCGCUUUCGCGCUGCUAUGCCUGACGAGUUCCUUGCUAGCAAUCCCCCCCCGCUCUGGAUCACGCUCUACCACAUCGUCACCCGCCUCCCUGACUCUCUGCGCGCAGCACCUCUCGUGGCGACCCCCGCACCCCGUUCUUUGAGGGGUGUUCCCCUUCCCCCCUUCUCCCCUCUGUCGCCUCUGCUGCUGCUGUCGACCUCCUUGGUGCUGAGAAGGUCGGGGCCGCGUCUGCUCCGAGCGGGCGCCGCAGGAGCAAGGGGGGCAAGGGUGGAGGUGGUGGCGGGGGAGGCGGGGGUGGUGGCGGUGGGGGUGGAGGUGGGACUGGAGAGGCUAGUGGCGGCGGUGAGGGUGGUGACAGCAGCGGCGGGAGCGGUGGCAGGGGCGGAGGCGGCAGCGGAGGCGGAGGUGGUCGUGGCGGCGGCAGGGGUGGAGGUGGCCGAGGCGGUGACGGCGGCGGUGGUGGUCGUGGAGGCGCUGGCGGUGGCCAGAGCCAGCAGCACGCCCCGUCGCUCCAGGAGGCACUUCCCUGGCGGCGCUGAGCUUCCCCGCUGGGGUGAUCUGGAGAGGAAGGGAGUUGAUAUCUGGGCUUUAGACUUUGAUGCUAUUCUCACUGCCAUGUAUGCGAUGUUUACUAGUGGAGAGGGUGCCCAGUACUUGCGUGUUCCGCCCGACCCGGGCAUUCUGACCAGUCCGGCUGCCGCUCUAGGUGCUAGUGAGUCUGCUGCCCCAGGUCCUGGUGAGGCUGUCGCUCUAGGUGCUCGUGAGUCCGUCCCCCCUGGUACUGAGUCGACUGCCGCACUUCACACCUUCACACUGGACUCUGGUGCUUCUCGCUGUUUCUUUCGUGACCGCACUGUCCUUGAGCCACUCGCUCGGCCAGUUGCUGUCUCCCUCGCUGACCCCUCUGGGGGUCCGGUCAUUGCGACCUCCUCCACUGUCCUUCCUUGUCCUGCGGUCCCGUCAGGCACACUGUCAGGUCUCUACCUCCCCUCGUUCUCUACGAACUUGGUGGCAGGUAGUGCGCUCCAGGACGGGGGUGUUCACCAGUUCACCCCUGCAUACGAGCGCGUGACGCACUGCACGUGUGCUCGGACGGGCCGUCACCUGGCUACCUUCACUCGGCAGCCGGGGUCGGACCUGUACACACUGACCACUGAGCCCCCUCAGGUAGCUGCGUCCGCGUCUGCGUCUGCGUCAGGUCAGCUGUCCGCCCCCUGCUCGUGUCGCUCUCUGGCGCAUGGGACUGUCCUCUGGCACCACCGCCUUGGUCACCCAUCUGUGCAGCGCCUUCGGGCCAUGCACAAACAGGACCUUGUUGCUGGUCUUCCCAGGGUUCUCCCUCCCCUCCCACCCUCGCCUGCUCCUCCCUGUCUUCCCUGUGUCGAGGGGCGGCAGCGCGCCGCUCCUCACUCCUCCUCCUUUCCCCAGACGACUGCUCCUUUGCAGACGCUCCACAUGGACGUGUGGGGCCCAGCCCGCGUCCGUGAUCUCGUCUCCAGCUCAGUGAGCGUUUCCGCUCCGACUUCCCUGUCCUGCGUCUGCACUCUGACAGAGGUGGGGAGUUUUCCUCUGGCCUCUUGGAGGCCUUCUGUCAGCAGGAGGGCAUUGAGCAGACUGUUCACGCUUCCGGCCUCUCCACAGCAGAAUGGGGUUGCUGAGCGCCGCAUUGGCUUGGUCAUGGAGGUCGCUCGUACCUCCUUGGUUCAUGCGGCUGCCCCCCACUUUCUGUGGCCAUUUGCGGUCCGAUACGCUGCGCAUCAGCUCAACCUCUGGCCCCGUGUCUCCUUACCGGAGACUUCUCUGACACUGCGUUGGACGGGAGAGGCCGGCGAUGCGUCGCGUUUUCGGGUCUGGGGAUCCCGAGCUUUUGUUCGCGACACGUCCGCGGACAAGCUCUCCCGUCGCGCUGUCCCCUGUGUCUUCCUUGGCUUUGUCCCGGACGCGCCUGGUUGGCAGUUCUACCACGCCACCUCGCGUCGUGUCCUGGCCUCUCAGGACGUCACUUUUGACGAGUCCGUCCCCUACUACCGCCUCUUCCCCUACCGCACUGCCCCGCUCCCCCCCCCGCCUCUCUUCCUCGCUCCAGGUGCUGAGGUACCAGACCCCCUCCCCCCUCAGGGUGCCGCUCCCUCAGGUGUGUCCCAGGUAGACCCGGGUGAGCCUGUCGAGGUAGCUGUCGACUCUCGUCCUGCUAGGGGUGCUGAGCCUGGGGGUGCUGAGCCUGGGGGUGCUGCGUCUGGGGGUGCUGAGCCUGGGAGUGCUGAGUCUGGAGGUGCGGAGCCUGGGGGUGCUGAGCCUGGAGGUGCGGAGCCUGGAGGUGCGGAGCCUGGAGGUGCUGAGCCUGGGGGUGCUGAGUCUGGGGGUGCUGAGCCUGAGCGUGCUACACCUGGAGGAGCCCUCUCCUCCCGGCAGCUGCAGGAGAGGUAUCUACAGUACUGCCGCCUCCGGAGAGGUGCUACUGGAGCUCGUACCAGUACUUCCCCUCCUUCCCAGGAGCUCCCCCCCAUUCAGCAGAUCCGAGAGUGGUACACGCGGCGCUGCAGUCUUCGGAGUGGUGCUCCUGGUGCUGCGGACCCUGGGGGUGGCGCUGCUACUGGUGCUGAGGACCCGGGCGUUGGAGCUGCUGCGGGUGCUGAGGACCCGAGCGGUGGCGCUGCUGCUGGUGCUGAGGACCCGGGCGUUGGAGCUGCUACUGGUGCUGCGGACCCGAGCGGUGGCGCUGCUGCUGGUGCUGAGGACCCGGGCGUUGGAGCUGCUGCUGGAGCUGAGGACCCGGACGGUGGAGCUGCUGCUGGUGCUGAGGACCCGAGCGGUGGAGCUGCUGCUGGUGCUGAGGACCCGGACGUUGGAGCUGCUGCUGGUGCUGAGGACCCUGCCGCUGGUGUCUCUGCUGGUUCUGGAGACGCUGCGCGGCCGCGACCGUACUUCGUACCACUUCUUCAGCAGGUUCUUGGUCAGGCUCCUCCUCCUUGUCCUCCUCCCUCCGUAGAGUGUCCUCCGCCUGUCCAGUCGCAGUCACAGUUACCGCCUGCCUCGCCUCUCCCUGGUCCCUCUCCUUACACUGGUCCCACAGGAGGUCUUGCAGAGCGUCGUGAGCCUGCGUCUCGUCCUGCGUCGCCUGUUCGUACUGCUCGCACUGGUCGUCGUGUCCCACGUGAGCGUCCUCCUCCUGUCCCUGGCACUCACUACAUGACUCUGCGUCCCUCCACUGCUCCUCAGCGUGUCCCGCUGCCGUCUCCUCCUGCGUCCUCUCUGCCUACUCUUCCUGACCCGGAGUCUGACUCCCGUCGUGCUGCCAGUCCCACGGUCACCCGUCUUCUCGCCACUGUUGUCACUGACCCUACCUUUGAGUCCUCUGCUGCGUCUGCUCUGGUCGCUGAGUUGAUAGACUUUGCUGCCCGGUGUCGUCUAGACUACGCCACUAGCCUUGUUGCUGAGUCUGAGUCUGAGUCUGUCUGUCCUCCGUCUGUCGGGGGUGAGUGUGCUCUUGGCACGGACGUCCUUGAGGACAGACAGGAGGAGUUCCAGUGCUUUGCUGCUGCUUUACCCCACCUCGUGUCCAUGCUAGUUGCCCCUGAGGGAGACCCGGAUGCACUAGACAUCCCGACCCCGCGCACUUACGCUGAGGCGAUGGCGGGUCCCUACUCCUCUCAGUGGCAGACAGCCAUGGACGCAGAGAUGGCUUCCUGGAAGUCCACAGGCACCUACGUCGACGAGGUUCCCCCACCUGGGGCGAACAUCGUCAGUGGCAUGUGGAUUUUCAGGGUGAAGCGGCCACCGGGUUCUCCUCCUGUCUUCAAGGCGCACUACGUGGCUCGAGGCUUCAGUCAGCGAGAGGGAGUUGACUUCUUUCAGACCUUCUCCCCCACCUCGAAGAUGACCACUCUUCGGGUGCUGCUGCACAUAGCCGCUCAGCGCGACUACGAGCUUCAUUCACUUGACUUCAGCACUGCUUUCUUGCAGGGCAGCCUGCACGAGGAGAUCUGGCUGCGCCGCCCUCCUGGCUUCACUGGGUCGGUUCCUCCUGGUACCUAG